Neodiprion virginianus is the source of this 3641-nucleotide messenger RNA. It is a transcript of the gene hfp, whose product is annotated as poly(U)-binding-splicing factor half pint. The coding region runs from base 1968 to 3560 and encodes 530 amino acids. NCBI's taxonomy places the organism in Eukaryota, Metazoa, Arthropoda, Insecta, Hymenoptera, Diprionidae. Gene Ontology annotation, biological process: mRNA splice site recognition; regulation of alternative mRNA splicing, via spliceosome; alternative mRNA splicing, via spliceosome. Gene Ontology annotation, molecular function: RNA binding. Gene Ontology annotation, cellular component: catalytic step 2 spliceosome; precatalytic spliceosome. The transcript has 11 exons. The record is from RefSeq and is a predicted model, not a curated record.
GGAGUCGUCGGAAGCGGAAAACCGGCCAUAGUAGAAUAUCUGCGACGACGCUUUGGGCAGUGGAUUGUGAUCGUAUCGAGGUGGUCCAGAAUCCAUAAUUUCUGAGAAGUCUGUUAUACAUUACUGUGGGACGAUAUUCGUUUACACGAUUCGACGUACUGCAUCCUGCUUGUGCUGUGUUAAGAUAUGAACGGAACAAUGGCCAUGGCACCACCUACCAACACUCAACAGCAAACCAACGCUGAGCCACCAGUUAAGAAACUCCGUACUGAAGCGGAGAGACACAGUACAGAGUCUGCGGGCUGAGACUGAGCUGAGACUGAACGAAAGAAAGAAAGAAAGUACCCUUCGUUCGUUGAACAGAAUCCGAGUUUCAAACUCCCUCCGACUACCUACGCAACGUCUAGUGCCGAGUACGCGAUUACUGCCUCGCCUCGGUCCGUCGGAUAUAUUGCGCGCGCAACCUUCAUUGUUCAGCCCUGAGCUCUGUUAGCUGUUAAGUGAAUGAAAAUGAGCACACAAGCGGCAACCGUUGGCCAAAAUGUCAAAGUAAACAAAAGAAAUCUUAGAAGAUACGUUACACGUGUUCUGAUUUCUGUUUCAGAGACUAGCCCUACCAAUUUGGUCACGAAUGAAACCCAACAAUUACAUUUGUCGAUAGGGUGGUUAUAUUAAGUUGGCCCCGCGUUCAGUCAAAUGUUAAAAAAGCACGUACCAUUGAAAAUUGAAUGACAUUGUGCAGGGAUAAGGGACACAACGCAGCUGUUAGCCUAGUAGAAGAAUUUCAUAGAAUUCCACCGCCAUGGGCAUCAUUACAGUUUUCAUACCUCAUUCGCAAAGAAAGUUAGAAGAUCAUCCACAAAACAAAUUCAUGAAAUCAGUUCCAGAGAAUAAUAUUAGCACUCGGUUAAAAGAUAUUAAGAAAUGUCAAUUAUAGACCAUUGAAUUAGUUAGCGUGCAGUUUUAACCGUCAGUUUAAUUUAUUUCAACUGGAAUUUUUGCAAUUUGGUUUUGGAUGGUGCGUGCGAAACGACUAGGGAUUCUGUUCCCUAAUUUGUCGAUAUAAUAUGACACGAUUUAUGUGUAUGUGUAUGCACAUGCAGAAACAUACCUGGAUAUUUAGUACAUAUAUUUACGUGCAUACAUGUCUGUACUGCUACAAACGUCUAAUUUUUGAUCACAUGAAAAAUGCUAUCGCGAUUACUUUGACUGUUUUAAUUUCUUUAAACUUACAGUUUGGCGGAAGGUCCGGGUCGGGGAGCUGCUGUGCACGGCAACGUUCCUUUUACCACCCUGUCUCCUAUAAUAUAGCCAAAAAUUGUUCAGUGUACUUUCAGACAUGAUUCGUCCAUUCAAUUUAUAUACAAAUCUGGCUCACAUCAGUAUUCAUUGCCACUCAAAAUUGUUGAAUGUUACGGUCAAUAACAAUUUUCAACAAAGAUCUGUUUUCUUUCUUUGUAGUUUUUUCUUACUGAAUUUAAAUUCAAGUAUCUAACAGCAACGUGCCGUAUUCUUGGUCCAUGUUUAAUACAAAAAAUAAUAAAUCAAGAUGUUUAUCGGUCAUCUUGUCUUGAACUUAUACCAACCAAACGAUAGGAUUGGCAAUAUAUCUCCAUGAUUCCCAAAUAUUUCUGAAAAAGCCGACUAUCGAUAAUGCUUCUACCUUCAUGAAAAUAAUUAUUCAUUGCUCAAUUUUAUUACGAAUGGUACCAGUGAAUCACAUUAUAUGAUGGUAGAAGUAGUAAAGGUGGUCCUGCAUUAAUUGAAAACACUCUCUAAUCUGUUAUUCUUUUAUAGGAAAUCCAUCCGACUUCUUGCCAGGGCCUAUAUAUGAUCUGAAUCAGACCGGUCAAGUCGUUGCCGGUCCUGGGGCAAAGUACCUGAGCCUACCAGGUAUUUUGGGAGCUGGCUUGCCCAAGAUUACAUCAGAACAGCAAGAUGCGGUGAACAGAGCAAAAAAGUAUGCAAUGGAGCAGAGCAUCAAGAUGGUCCUGAUGAAGCAGACUUUAGCUCACCAGCAACAGGUGAGACUGCAAAAAGUUUAUGGCUCGGCAAUCGGUUCGAUACCUAAAGAGCAAAUGGCUAGUCAGCGGAAUCAGGUGCAGAGACAGCAGGCUCUCGCCCUCAUGUGCAGGGUCUACGUUGGAAGCAUAAGCUUCGAGUUGAAGGAGGACACCAUUCGUCAAGCUUUUCUUCCAUUUGGCCCCAUAAAAUCAAUAAAUAUGUCAUGGGAUCCUGUAACGCAGAAGCACAAAGGCUUUGCGUUUGUUGAAUACGAGAUUCCAGAGGCAGCCCAACUUGCAUUAGAACAAAUGAACGGUGUCAUGAUUGGAGGCCGUAAUAUCAAGGUAGUGGGACGCCCUUCAAACAUGCCGCAGGCUCAGUCCGUCAUAGAUGAGAUAACUGAGGAAAGUAAACACUACAACAGAAUCUACAUAGCGUCAAUUCAUCAAGAUUUGACCGAAGAUGACAUAAAAUCAGUGUUUGAAGCUUUCGGGCCGAUCACUUACUGCAAACUUGCGCAAGGUAGUUCACCCCACAGACACAAAGGAUACGGCUUCAUUGAGUAUGAGACGAUGCAGUCAGCCUUGGAAGCGAUAGCGUCUAUGAACCUUUUUGAUCUUGGUGGUCAGUACUUGAGGGUUGGCAGAGCCAUAACACCACCAAAUGCACUGAUGGGACCUCCGAGCGGUACAAGUAUGAUGCCUACGGCUGCUGCAGUAGCUGCAGCUGCUGCUACGGCCAAAAUACAAGCCAUGGAUGCAGUAGCGAGUAAUGCUGUUGCUUUGGGUCUUACAAAAUUGGGCACAAACACCCCACCCAUAAUAAACCAAGCCCUACCUGGAAUAGUAAGACCUGCAAUAGCGACCACAACUAUCAUGGCACCUCCUACCAUUGCCAGUGCCGUGGUUCCGGCUGUCAUUCCACCACCCGGAAUUGCUAUUCCACAAACACUAACACGUCCACCAGCCAUAAUUCAACCUAUUCCUGGUCAACCUACCGUUGUCAUCCCACCACCAGCAGUUAUCGCGCCAACUUCUGUGGGGGCUCCACUUGUUCCAGUGACAACUGCUGCCAGCGUGGAUGUCGUCAGGAGGGCUCAAGAACAGGCAGCACACCAGAAACAGCAAGAAGAAUUGCAGAAGAAACUCUUGGAAGAAACUGAGCCGCAAACACUUCAACAGCAGGAGAACAUGUCGAUCAAGGGGCAGAGUGCUAGGCAUCUUGUAAUGCAAAAGCUUAUGCGUAAAGUGGAAUCAAGAGUUGUUAUUUUAAGAAAUAUGGUCGCACCUGAGGAUGUAGAUGAGAGUUUGCAGGAAGAGAUCCAAGAUGAAUGCUCGAAAUUUGGCGUUGUUGAAAGAGUAAUCAUAUAUAACGAAAGACAAUCAGAAGACGAGGAAGAUGUCGAGAUUAUUGUCAAAAUAUUUGUCGAAUUUUCACAAAUGAGUGAAGCUGAAAGAGCCCGUGAUUCACUGAAUGGUCGGUAUUUUGGCGGUCGACUGGUUAAAGGAGAGCUUUAUGACCAGGCCUUAUUUGACAACCAUGAUUUCUCUGGUUGACAUGCACAAUGGUGCUUGCUUUUGUCACCUGCAUUGUAAAUUAUCAGACCGAUACCUCCUGCCGCAGAAGAAGCUGAACAA